CCAAAUGCAGCUGGCAGAUAAAACGUCAAAGUAAAAACCGAGCUUCCACGACUGGAAAAUGAACUCCUUUCCUGCUUACUCAGAUACGUAGGUAUGCGUAGUUCUCUCACCACUGCGGGGAAAUUUCUCGGCUGUGGUCUAGCUAAGCACGCUUUGCGCUCGGCAGUGGAGUCACGGUAGUAGGAAGUAGGGGUAGGGUAGGAGGAGGUGGGAGAGAUCCAGAUACACGGGGACCAGGCAGUUUCCAAUAAUGCCUUAAUUAACCGUGGGAUAAUCUAUUUUAUCGCCGAACGGGAAUAUCAUGAAUCUGUUUUCUUCUUCUCAUUUCCAGUCUCCUCGUUUCUAAGGCUGGUUUAAAGAAGAAACUCGUAUUAUCAUGGCGCGUCCAUUCAAUAAGGUUCUCAUUGUCGGCGCUGGCCCGUCAGGACUCCUCCUUGCUCUCCUCUUGUCUAAACAUGGGAUUGCCGUGGAGAUCUUCGAGGCCUCGCACGAGCUUGACAAGCAGCCUCGCGCCGCAAUCUACGGAUCCUCCGCGGUUCCGGAGUUGCGGCGCGCUGGUAUUAUUGACGAGAUCCGUCGGCGGGGCAUGAGCCCGACAUCGGUCAGCUGGCGCCGGUGGGGUGAUCACUCCGUUAUCACCGGUAUGGAUGGAUCGUCGAUGGCCGACGUGAACGGCGAGGACAUGCGCAUGGCGUGUCUUGUUCUGGACCAGCUGGAUGAGCUCAUGCUCGAGGAGUUCCUCACCAAGUAUAAUGGCACGAUACACUGGAAGCACAAGGUUACUGGUACAGGCCAGGACGAUACGCAGGCGUGGAUCGAUGUCGACACCCCGGAGGGCCCGAAGAAGUUCUACGGCGAUUACAUUGUUGGGUGUGACGGCGCGGGUAGCCAGGUGCGGAAAUCACUGUUUGGAGACGAGUUCCCCGGCUUUACGUGGGAGAGGCAAAUUGUUGCUACGAAUGUAUAUUAUGAUUUCUCCAAGUUCGGCUGGCAAGACUCAAGCUUCACGCUACAUCCGGAGCACUUCUUUAUGGCCGCUAGAAUUACCCCUGAUGGUCUCUACCGAGUAACUUACGGUGAAAGCCCUGGGCUGUCGUGGGAGGAGAUGAAGGAGCGGCAGGCGUGGAAAUACGAGAUGAUGUUGCCGGGUCAUCCUAAGCCGGGUGACUACAAGAUGGUGAUGAUGUCGCCAUACAGGAUGCACCAGCGCUGCGCGCCGUCCUUCCGCGUCGGUCGGAUUAUGUUGGCCGCCGACGCAGCGCAUCUAUGCAAUCCAUGGGGCGGUAUGGGCAUCACGGGCGGCUUCGUCGACGUCGGUGGGUUAUACGACUGUCUAGCUGGGAUCUGGGACGGGAAGGCAGACGAGUCCAUCCUAGAUCUCUACAGUGAGAAGCGCAUCGAUAAGUGGAAGAACGUCAUCAACCCGGUGUCGAGUGACAACUUCCGCCGCGUCUCGGAUAGCGAUCCUGACACCCUACUGGAGAGGGACCCCGUGCUGCAGGCUUGUAAGGCGGCCGAAGGCAACCCCGAGGCUCAGAAGGAAAUGGCUUUGGCUUCGUUCUCUGUGUGCUAUGACUUCACGCAACAUUAUAAGGCGUAAUUUCUGUCUAAGCGUCUAUGGUUUGGAAUGCAGAGAUCAUUAUGUUUUUAUAUCUCGCUGUACAUAGGAUUAUGAGAGCAAUCUGGCAAACAAUGACGAUCGCCAAUAUAUAAUAUUAUUCCUCAUAUUCAUUUAGGGCCCCGAGUCUUCUUCAACUACUUUAUAUUUAAACAGGAUCCUAUUUCGCCUGAAAUUGAAUAAUGUGAACCCAUAACUUUGACGUACGUAUACGCGCCUCCCAUAACUGGCGAGGCGUACUCACAGUCACUCGCUCAGCAAAUAGUAAAUAAAUGUCUCGAACGGCUGGAGGUUCUAGCCCAGCUGAGUUCUAGGUAUAAUUGAGAAUAUAAUAUUCGAUUAUAAACUUGCUUUCCCUCUCGAUUCGAAGGGUAGAGUCAAGACAAUGGCGCCUGCUACAAGGAACAGAGCGCCACUAACGU
This is a messenger RNA of Xylaria bambusicola, 2040 nucleotides long. Its product is annotated as FAD binding domain-containing protein. Gene Ontology annotation, molecular function: oxidoreductase activity; FAD binding. The transcript has 4 exons. Bases 377 to 1600 code for a protein of 407 amino acids. Lineage: Eukaryota; Fungi; Ascomycota; Sordariomycetes; Xylariales; Xylariaceae. The record is from RefSeq and is a predicted model, not a curated record. Gene Ontology annotation, cellular component: mitochondrion. Gene Ontology annotation, biological process: ubiquinone biosynthetic process.